Messenger RNA from Fomitiporia mediterranea MF3/22, 4716 nucleotides. RefSeq lists its product as uncharacterized. Gene Ontology annotation, cellular component: nucleolus. The transcript has 10 exons. Gene Ontology annotation, biological process: positive regulation of transcription by RNA polymerase I; positive regulation of rRNA processing. NCBI's taxonomy places the organism in Eukaryota, Fungi, Basidiomycota, Agaricomycetes, Hymenochaetales, Hymenochaetaceae. The record is from RefSeq and is a predicted model, not a curated record. Bases 1 to 4641 code for a protein of 1546 amino acids. Gene Ontology annotation, molecular function: RNA binding; protein binding.
AUGCAGCGCAAUCUUCAGGAACAGAGCACUGUGUCCUUCGACGAGGAAAAUCGCGUCUUGGCGCGUGACACGGAAGCGUUCCUACGAGAAGCUCUCUCAUCUCGAAAGUUUGUUCUGCCGCCUUGGUCGAGGCAGGACACGCUGGUCCAAGUCGCAUGUUAUGCACAACGCAUUCGUCAGCUGGAGGCGGAUCGCAGGCGGCCUCAUAAAUGGGAGCUGGUCUACGAUCUCGCCAAAACGAAGGCCGUAUACUUGCUAAUGAGAUGGAGACUAUUUCGGAUCAAUGAUUUCCCAGUUGAGAUUAUACAACGCAUAUUCGAGCUUGUCGUAGCAUCUCCUACAUUUCCUGAAAUCUCGAAAUCGCGCAUUAAGUUGGCCUCGGUAUGUUCGUAUUGGCGGUCGAUUGUUAUCAACACUGCAAAGCUUUGGAGCGACAUUGUUAUCAACAUGCGGCCCCCAUUCCACCUAUUCCGUCUAAGCCUGCAGCGCGCAAAGGCCCAUCCGCUGACUCUGUUUGUUGACCAAAAGGAUCCUAACUGGACCGGUUCCGAAAAUCAUCAUCGUUUAAGUCCAAAAGACAUGAGAGCAUUGAUGUCUGUCAUAGCAUCAUGUCUUGAUCAAGUUCGGACACUCAUCAUCCAUGCGGAUACGUGGGCCGUUAUAGGGGCAGCUGAAGAAAUACUUCAGUCAGCGCCUCCUCCUCGCCAACUGCAACGUCUCGAGAUCCGCAGAACCGGAAAAACAUAUGUCCAGUUCAUCGCUCCGGCGAGACCACCCCCUGGAAUAACCUCUCCGUUUAGACUCUUUGGUGGUCGCCAUGCACCUACGUUGAAGCAUAUCUCUUUCAGCGGCCUCUAUAUUGAUUUUGCACCUGCUUCCUUCCGCGACCUCUGUGUUUUUGAGAUGCGAAAGAUGGCAGUGGAGCAGAUGCCAACCUUAUCAGACUUCCUCCCUGUCUUGCAAGCGUCGCCGCGUCUGGAACGACUGGUGUUCGACAGCGCAUGUCCUCAGCUCACGGGGCUCGGUUCCAGAACCAGUAUAUCUGGCUGCCUACCGAUACAGCUGGCGUAUUUGCGUGAUUUCGAACUAAGCAGUCUGACACCAGACUACGCCAUAUAUAUCCUCCAAGUCUUCCAAGCGCCCGGAUUAAAACGACUGACGUUGGAGCGAUUGCUGCACGAAAACUACAACCCGUUCGUGCUGAAGUUAAUAGGCAAGUUCCCAGAAGUCACAGUGCUGACCGUGAACGGACUUGGAGCAACGAAUACCGGUGAUCUAGUAGCGUGGCUACGCACAAUGCGAGUACGCUAUCUGAGGGUGGCUCGUGUUGCAAAUGAGUUCUUUGAAGCCUUGGCGACUCGAGCGCCAGUAUACCCCGUCGAUCCAACGACUCGCGUACCCGGAUGGGACUUUGUUUGCUCUCGUCUUGAAUCAUGCGAAAUCCUCCUCUGGACAUCUAUUGGACCUGCAGCUUUUAAGAAAUUUUGCAGUGAACGGCGAUCAACACUACGGAGGAUUCUCAUCUCACAGGCGGCCGCGGAGGGUAUACAAUCGGCAGAUAAAACAUGGCUUGUAAAGACAGGGAUUCUGAAUUUCAUCCCUCCAGGAGCAUUGCCGCAUCUGGAUGAGCGUAAGUUCUUCCGUCGAGUCGACAAUCGGGCCUGCCUCCCUCCACAUUUCCAUUUACCUCCCUCAUCAAUGUCAACCACGGAACAACCUGGGAGUGAGGCAAAAAUUUCGAGGUCUUCGUACUCGUCCAAAGAGAAGGGGAAGGAGAAUCCAAGAAAAUCUGACAGGACUGGUAGGAAUGCCCUAAAGGGAGUACCCGUAGCGUCCUCGGAAUACGGAGCAGAAGAGGAGCCUGAAGGAGAUGAGGCAGAAUGGCCAUGGAUGACGCUGGCUGAAUCGAACGUUUGUUCACGGCCUCCAGUUUUCACGAUCGAUGGAAACUAUUUCUUUUCUAUCAUUGGCGCAGCAGUCAGAAUAUACUCUGUUGCAACGGGGAAAGUCGUCUCAACGCUGUCGUCUUCCUCAAUGGGCAGUUCAGCGUCUCGCGUAACUUCUGGUGAAGGGCACUCGGACGUCAUUACUUCCGCUAUUCUCAACCCAGAAAACCCCUUUCAGCUCCUCACAGCAUCUCUUGACGGUGAUAUAAAAAUUUGGGACUUCCUUGAUGCUGUUCUACUCCAGACCAUUCAUGUUGGGAGACCGAUAUCUCACAUGUGCUCGCACGGCAAGUUCAAGGGCCAGGUUUUUAUUGCUGUCCCAACAAAAUUAAAGAAAUUUAGUUCCCAAGCUCACGACAAGGGAAAUACUAUGAUUUAUCGUAUUUCUUUGACCCCGAGGGAAUCAACCUCAUCCCAGCACACUAAGCCUUCUGAGAUCGUUCGCGUAGGAAAGACCAAGGCUACUGUAUCAAUGGGAAUCUCGCCAAGUGGAUCCUGGCUGGUUGUGAUUGCAGGGCAUAAGGCAUACGUUUCGCCUACAUCCUCUCCAGAGUCCGGUUUUACCAAAUUCGUGUCGCCCGAGAAACUCACUAGCUUUGCUUUCCACCCUAUUGAGGAUUAUUUCGCAACUGGUGAUGAAAAAGGCCAUAUCAGACUUUGGUACUGUCUUAACGACCAGAUGACUGCGAACACAGCGGGCGAAAGACGAGCGCAGACGACGACCAUGCAUUGGCAUGCUCACGCCUUGACAUCGCUUUCAUUUACCAGGAACGGUGCUUAUCUUCUGAGCGGAGGGGAAGAAAGCGUACUUGUCAUCUGGCAGCUGCAAAGUGGCAAAAAGGAAUUUCUCCCACGUCUUGGUUCACCUAUAUUAAACAUUACUGUGCGCACAACGGAUGAAGGAGAAGAGUAUCUUCUAGGAUUAGCAGAUGGGACUUACUUGUUCAUAAACCCUGGUUCUCUAAGUGUCAGCCGCUCCAUCUCUCGCAUUCGGUUAGAUCCGAAAGGCAUGGGCCGACCGCCGCAUACACCUGUUCCGCUAACUGCUCAUUCAAGGACUUCUACUCUAAUUCUUCCCGCGUCAUAUCCAUCAUCGCUUCAGAUAUUCUCUCCGAGUACUUCGGAGUUGUCGGAACUAGAGAUUUCUUCGUCUAACAGGGUAUCUCGGCGUGAUACAAAAGACAUAGAAGCUGCUCGCGUCGACUUCGUGGCAGUCAGCCCCUCAGGCGAUUGGAUGGCAACUAUAGAUGUUCGCGAUAAUGAAGAAGAAUUUAGUGCCGAGAUGAACCUGAAGAUCUGGCAGUGGGAUUCUUUAGCAUGGUCCCUCAACACGCGGAUAGAUCGGCCACAUGGGUCGAAGAAGAUCGUGGCUAUUGGAUUUUCCCCCUUAAGUGAAGGGAGUAAUGAUGGGCUCCUAAUGACAGUAGGUCUAGACGGGAACGUAAAAAUAUGGUGUAAACAAUCCAUCAAUUCGAAAACGGGACUCGUGGAGGACUUCUGGAUAAACCGGUCAAAUUUUACCUUCCGCAAUGAAGUCCCUUCAGAUGCCUGCUGGUCCCCGGAUGGAUCAGCCCUUGCAGUAUGUUUCGGCCGCCAGAUCGCACUUUAUGACCCUUACACAAGCCACUUGCUCGAUUGUUUAACAACAAUGGACGUACGAAAUAUAUGGCAAAUCCGUUUCGUGGGUAAGAGUGGUCGAUACGUUCUAGCAAGUGGUAGGAACAACAUAGUCUUAUGGGAUUUAGUUACUCGUGCAGUACGUUGGCACUACUACACCUACUAUACUGUUGCACAGGCCUUAGCCCACCCAGUUGAUGACCUCGUAUGUCUCGUGGUCCAGCCUUACGCCGAGGAUAGCGCAAUUAGGACGUCAAAAGUUCUGCAUUUCGGCCCAAACUCAUCAGAACCACUUAACAUCCGGUCCCUCCCAUUCCGAUUCCGCGCUGUGCAUUGGAAUCCUCUAGACAAUAGAAGUCAUUCUCUCAUCGGUAUCACAUACUCAUGGAACGUUGUACUCUGUGGUAGCGACGCAUACAUGCCCGGUCAGUUGGGCGAUGCGGCACGGCAAAUAGACCUAGCUGCUGGCGUGGCCCCAAAGAGAACCCUCUUCCAAGAUAUCUUUGGCAAGUCGGCCUUUACUGAUAGGGAUGUAGACACAAAAUCGCGUUCGUCUACGGUUGUGUCAUCGGAGAACGCCAUUAAGAGCAGAUCGGGCAUGUUAUACACCUUUGAUGUACCAGCAUUUCAGGCCCCUCCCAUUGAAACUCUGUAUUCAUCGUUAAUGGAGGGUUUCCUAGCCAAAGCUCCGGAGCAGGAGGAACCUGCUGGCAUAUCUGAGGAUCAUGAUGGCACCGAUGAUAUGAUCGUUGAUACAGAGCCCGUACAGAACAUUUCGCAACGGGUAGUAGAAGAUGCAGAAAUCAGUUCCUUGGUUGAGCUCUUCAAAGGUCAUUCUGUGAAUAGAACGGCCCAAGUAAGCCCUCCAAAUACUGGCGUUGUUAAUGGCGUCCAUAAAAUGCUCACGAACGGGACAUACUCGGGCGUUUCUCGAUCUCGCGCCUCGACACCAAAAACCCCUCACGCAAGCGAAUAUGCUAGCAACGGCUCAUUAAAAUCCACGACUGCACCUAAACAAAUUCCUGGCCGUUCCUCGCCUGUCGCUACUGGCAAGAAGCGAAAGAAAAGUACAUCAUAGACAUAGUAGUAAAUCAGUUGUUAUCUUUUGUCUUGUUUACAUCGCAUUUUUUACCAGCAUGUCAACCAAUAUAUU